AUGGCUGAGGGGCGCAGGCACGAAACCGCAUCACCACACCUCCCCCGACCUCAUCUCGGCCAUAAAAUACUGCCCGCCAAUUACGCGUACAAACCGUCCGUCUUCAUCCGCCUCAGAUCAGAAUGUCCAUUACUUGCUCGUUUUCAGCCGCAAACCGCUUCCCUUUACUUCAUUCCUCCCUCCCAGUCGGCUCCCCAGCCCAUCCCCCCCCUUCGCCACACACACACACACACACACAGACACACACUCCACCUACUCGCCGCUCUUCUAAGCCUCUUUUGUUCGAUUUCUGUCAGCUCGUCCUCCAGCGUGUGUAUUGCCGACGAAAGAGUGGCAAUAUUGCUCGAGCCGGAGGGCAGAAGAGUGCCUGGGCUGUUGGGGCAAUUAGUGAGCAUCAAAAGCACAGGCAUCCAACGCAUCGCCAUGACUACAAUCUUGCCGGCAUAA
Protopolystoma xenopodis is the source of this 447-nucleotide messenger RNA. Lineage: Eukaryota; Metazoa; Platyhelminthes; Monogenea; Polystomatidea; Polystomatidae. The record is from the annotation of a GenBank genome assembly.